Messenger RNA from Diabrotica balteata, 1125 nucleotides. The record is from the annotation of a GenBank genome assembly. Lineage: Eukaryota; Metazoa; Arthropoda; Insecta; Coleoptera; Chrysomelidae.
AUGUGUAUUUCUACAGAUAUUAAUAAUAGUAGAGCCUUUUGUGAUGGAUCUGAAAUUAGUAGGAACUUCAGGAAGAAACUGAAAAUCGCCAGAUUAAGUGAUAAAUCCUAUGUUACCCUAAAGAAAAAUAAACAAAAAGACAGAAAUCCCAGCAAACCACUGCCGUGUGAAGAGAAACAAGCUCGGAGUUUAUUGAUUCUCGCUUCAGCUCUGUCAAUCAUACUUGCUGCCAGAUUGCAAUCCCGCACACCCCAUUUCUCCAGUGCAGACAACCCAACAGCCAGAGAAACGGAAUUGAUAACAAGAUUUUUCACGUUUUGCUAUUUACCUGUAUUCAAUUUUUGGCUGCUUAUAUUUCCCAACCAUCUUAGUUUCGAUUGGGGUAUGGAAGCCGUACCCAGAAUAACGACGAUAAGGGAUAGUAGAAACGUAAUAAGUUUAGUGUUUUAUUAUGGUUUGGCUCAUAUAUUAAGAAAGAGUUUAAGCAGAAUUCGAAAGAAAGAUAGAAGAGGAGUGAGAGAUAAAGAAGACAAUAAUUGUUGUACCGUUUGCCACAUAAACUGCUCAGAUAUACAUUCCUCUUCUUGUAGAACCAGUAAUAACAACAACACUACUAAUUUCUCAUCAUCUUUAUGUGUUUGCUAUAAUUUUUGCAGACCAUUAGUGGUUUUAAGAACGGAAAAGAGGCAGCAUAAUUCAAAUUCUGCUAUCGUCCUUUCGUUCGCAUUUCUGGCUCUUCCUUUUCUUCCAGCAACUAACAUUUUAUUUUAUGUCGGUUUCGUAGUUGCUGAAAGAGUGUUAUAUCUUCCAAGUGCCGGGUUAUGUCUGUUGUUAGGAUUAGCCAGUGGAACUCUCUGGGAAUGUUAUAAAAGACAAAGACCUCUUUUUUUGUGCGGAUUAGUGUUAGUAUCAGUGGCGUUUAGUGCAAAGACUGUUUUUAGGAAUAAAGACUGGCAUAGCGAGGAGGCCUUGUACAGAUCAGCUAUUCCUAUUAAUCCUCCAAAAGCUUAUGGAAAUCUCGGAAGCGUCCUUAGUAGUCAAGGACGAGUAGACGAAGCCGAAACGGCAUUUCGAAAAGCUCUUCAGCACAGACCCAACAUGGCGGACGUGCAUUAUAAUUUGUGA